Messenger RNA from Strongylocentrotus purpuratus (purple sea urchin), 795 nucleotides. RefSeq names its product recQ-mediated genome instability protein 2-like. Bases 186 to 644 code for a protein of 152 amino acids. The transcript is spliced from 4 exons. Gene Ontology annotation, cellular component: cytosol; nuclear speck. Gene Ontology annotation, biological process: regulation of sister chromatid segregation; DNA repair; negative regulation of double-strand break repair via homologous recombination. The record is from RefSeq and is a predicted model, not a curated record. NCBI's taxonomy places the organism in Eukaryota, Metazoa, Echinodermata, Echinoidea, Camarodonta, Strongylocentrotidae.
AAAGCGACGUGUGCAAUCAUUACGAAGAAGGUGCAAUGCAUUUAGAAAACUCUUCGAGUGCACUGACUGAGCUGAGCUGAGCUAAGCUGUCGAAGUGAUCAUCCAUUGAUACAGCAGAAUUUGGUAGCAUUCAUUCAGUCUAAGAUCAUCUUCGAAGAUCAGGAAAGUUUCUCUGGAGUACCAAGAUGGCUACCCAGAGCUCGAGCAGACUCAAUAAACCCGCUGUGAGGGUGUUCAUCGAGAUGCUGGCAGAAGAAGACAUCUUAGCUACACUCGAUCCUCAAGGGCUGGUUUGGAUGGAGGGGAGACUAGUAAGUGUUGACGAGCCUGAGAAUAUCGCUGUACUUUACGAUUCAACGGGUAGAGCCAGAAUAGACUACAGCAGUGUCAGGAGGCUUCGCUCACACAAUGAUAACGUCAUCGCAGUUGAUUCUAUCGUGAUGGUGGUUGGGAAGGUGGUGUCGUACCCUCCGGAUCCUCUCAUCAAGGCGAUCAAGAUCUCGCGGGUCAGCAGCUGCGAGUCAGGUGAGGUCAUAUGGGACCUGGAGGUCCGGGAACAACACAGGGCGGUCUUCAGGCAGAGGUACGAGGACCGGAUCGCGGAACAUGGAGACCCUUUUGCACACUACCCAAUGGGCUAUUAGGACUAAAAGUGGAGACCAGUCCUAUGGACCAUUUGCACAAAAAAGAGAAACAGUUUUACUAUACCAUGGGGUAAUAGGACUUAAAGGCCCACUGCACUACUUGUAGCUACUUGCGCCCUCUAUAUAACAAACAGUGCCUAAUCGGUGACCA